Messenger RNA from Lethenteron reissneri (Far Eastern brook lamprey), 659 nucleotides. RefSeq names its product ribosomal protein L22 (gene RPL22). Gene Ontology annotation, cellular component: ribosome. The record is from RefSeq and is a predicted model, not a curated record. Gene Ontology annotation, molecular function: RNA binding; structural constituent of ribosome. NCBI's taxonomy places the organism in Eukaryota, Metazoa, Chordata, Hyperoartia, Petromyzontiformes, Petromyzontidae. Gene Ontology annotation, biological process: cytoplasmic translation.
UGUUGGGGGGGGGAGGGGCUAAACCACCCGGGGCAGAUCGCUGCGCAUGCGCACUGAACCCCCCUCACCCCUCCCCUCUCCCUCUCUCUCCGGUGAAGAUGGCGCCAGCACGCUCUCACAAGAAGCCAGGGGUGCAGAAAACCAAGGGUGGCAAGAAGAAGAAGCUGGUGCUGAAAUUUACGCUGGACUGCACACACCCCGUGGAGGAUGGCAUCAUGGACUCGGCCAACUUUGGCCACCUUCCCUAGUCCAGUCUAGGGUGCUCUUCCCUAGCACCCAUGGUGCGCUGUGUCACGGGCAACAGGAGCAGUUCCUGAAGGAGCGCAUCAAGGUGGACGGCAAGACGGGCAAAGUGAGCGAGCACUCGGCCGUGACGGUGGAGCGCAGCAAGAGCAAGAUCACCGUCUCCUCCGAGAUCCCCUUCUCCAAGCGGUACCUCAAGUACCUGACGAAGAAGUACCUGAAGAAGAACAACCUGCGGGACUGGCUGCGUGUGGUCGCCGCCAGCAAGGACUCUUACGAGCUGCGCUACUUCCAGAUCAACCAGGACGAGGAGGAGGAAGACGAAGAGGACUAAGCACUGGGCGUGCCCCCCUCGUUCUGCUCGCUGUCCGGUUGUUGGCCGCGCAAUGCCAAUAAAAAUGACUCGUGGAGUUUGA